CGCCGCCGCCGCCGCCGCCGCCGCCAUGGCCCGACCGCUGGUACCCAGUUCACAGAAGGCGCUGUUGCUCGAGCUCAAGGGGCUGCAGGAGGAGCCGGUGGAGGGCUUCCGGGUGACCCUAGUGGACGAGGGCGACCUGUACAACUGGGAGGUGGCCAUUUUCGGGCCCCCCAACACCUACUACGAAGGCGGCUACUUUAAGGCACGCCUCAAGUUCCCCAUCGACUACCCUUACUCCCCGCCAGCCUUUCGGUUCCUGACCAAGAUGUGGCACCCCAACAUCUACGAGACAGGGGACGUGUGUAUCUCCAUUCUCCACCCCCCAGUCGAUGACCCCCAGAGUGGUGAGCUGCCCUCAGAGCGGUGGAACCCCACCCAGAAUGUCAGGACCAUCCUUCUGAGCGUCAUCUCCCUCCUCAAUGAACCCAACACCUUCUCCCCAGCCAAUGUGGAUGCCUCUGUGAUGUACAGGAAGUGGAAAGAGAGCAAAGGCAAGGACCGGGAGUACACAGACAUCAUCCGGAAGCAGGUCUUGGGGACCAAGGUAGACGCGGAGCGGGACGGUGUGAAGGUGCCUACCACGCUGGCCGAGUACUGCGUGAAGACCAAGGCCCCGGCGCCUGACGAGGGCUCAGAUCUCUUCUAUGAUGACUAUUACGAGGAUCCUGAGGCUGAGGCCGAAGCUGACAGCUGCUUUGGGGACGACGAGGAUGACUCUGGCAAUGAGGAGUCCUGACACCAUGUCCCCCACCGAAUAAACUUACAGAUUUUACCUCACCAGGCCCAGACUGUGUGGGCUCUUGGGCACCUCCUGACGCCGAGACUACCUCAAGGAGGUGGCUCCGCUCUUGCAUUGUCUCCUUGAUCUCGCUUUCCUUUCCCCGUGUUUGUUCUGGGUUUUCCUCUGCUUCAGAGAGGAGGGGCCAGGCCAUCACAUCGUGUACCGGGGCCCCAAUAGUGCUGGGCACCCGGUGGGCGGGCCUGGGGGCAAAGGUGGCCUGAGGGGCCUGGAUUCCGGCCCUGUCUAUUGCCCCACUGGCUGGAACCAGAGACUUGGGGUUCCCAGCUCAUGAGUAGACGGAUUAACUUGUGGUCACCUCUUCUCUCUGCUUUGGUUUGUUUGGAAUCUAAAUAAAAGACUUGACGAGAA
Molossus molossus (Pallas's mastiff bat) is the source of this 1150-nucleotide messenger RNA. RefSeq names its product cell division cycle 34, ubiqiutin conjugating enzyme (gene CDC34). Gene Ontology annotation, molecular function: ubiquitin conjugating enzyme activity. Gene Ontology annotation, biological process: ubiquitin-dependent protein catabolic process; protein polyubiquitination. The transcript has 5 exons. The record is from RefSeq and is a predicted model, not a curated record. Lineage: Eukaryota; Metazoa; Chordata; Mammalia; Chiroptera; Molossidae. The coding region runs from base 26 to 736 and encodes 236 amino acids.